This is a messenger RNA of Zootoca vivipara (common lizard), 5645 nucleotides long. It is a transcript of the gene CAPN10, whose product is annotated as calpain 10. The record is from RefSeq and is a predicted model, not a curated record. Gene Ontology annotation, biological process: proteolysis. Lineage: Eukaryota; Metazoa; Chordata; Lepidosauria; Squamata; Lacertidae. Gene Ontology annotation, molecular function: calcium-dependent cysteine-type endopeptidase activity. Gene Ontology annotation, cellular component: cytoplasm.
ACUUAAUUACUUAUUUCUGGGCAUUUCUAGACCACUUGCCAUCCAGAUCUCAGGGUGGGUUUACAAAAUUUUAAAACAACAACACUAUGCACACUAAAUCAAUUUGAGCACUGUUAAAAUUACCAGCCACUGUUGGUUAAACCACAGAGCCUAGGGCUUGCCGAUCAGAAGGUCGACGGUUUGAAUUCCCAUGACAGGGUGAGGUCCUGUUGUUCAGUCCCUGCUCCUACCAACCUAGCAGUUCAAAAGCAUGAACUGCAAGUAGAUAAAUAGGUACCGCUCCGGCGGGAAGGUAAACGGCGUUUCUGUGUGCUGCUCUGGUUCACCAGAAGUGGCUUUGUCAUGCUGGCCACAUGACCCAGAAGCUGUCUGCGGACAAACGCCGGCUCCUUCGGCCUAUAGAGUGAGAUGAGCGUGCAACCCCAGAGUCGUCUGCGACUGGACCUAACGGCCAGGGAUACCUUUACCGUUAAGAUUACCAGUACAAAACGUAACAGCAGUCAUCCCUAAAAUGUCUGGGCAAAUUAACAGUUCUUAGCUCAGUGACUCCAGGUUCAAAACUCCCUCCCCAGGGAAGGAUGUAAAGCCCCUUCAGUAAGUAUUUUCUUGGUUUGCUCAAUGUUGGUUGCUUUUUGUGCUGAGAUUUCUAUAUACAGUAAUGAGAUUAAAGUACUAAGCAAUCACAGCCCGACCAAGUAGCUGAUUGCUCUUUAAAGCUGGAUUAGCAAUUGAUCCAGAAAAUGAGGAAAACAAUGCAGAGCAGGAUCACUGGUGGAAUGUAUGCAUGGGCUAUGGGUAUAGCCAGGAUUUUUGUUUGGGGGGGGGCAAUAAAUAAAUUGGUUGUUGUUUUAAGAUAGCUUUCACCCAACAAGUUUUGGGCUGCAACCCUUACAAGCCCCAGCCAGCAUUAACUUAACAUAUAUGCUAAUAGAAUCUGAACUGGUGGUGAACGAUCAGAAAAAGAGAUCCUGGGGCCAGUGUGCGGCAACUGCGAAAAAGGCAAAUUCCACGUGAAGGAUUAUUAGGAAAGGAAAUGAGAACAAAUUGCCGGUAUCAUUAUGUUAAACAUACCCAUGGAGCUGUGUCACACAGAAUACUGUCCAUGUAGUCAUGCAAUUGAGAGGAGAGGUGGGUGCAAAUAAAAAGAACUGGAAUGAUCCUAAGAUUUAUGUUGCCAGCAGAUUUUUUUAAAAACCCUAACAAGCUAUGGUCUGCACUGCUUAGGAGAAAAUGCAAGGACAGCAAACACUGCAGAAGACGAGGGAGCCCAGUUUUUGAAUUCAAGGCAGCUCAACUCCCAGAUUUUGUUACGCGCCGGAACAGAUACGGUUUAAGAACUGGGAGGUUCCAUUUCCCAGCGCUACUAACCAUUCCUCUUAUUUGCCACUCUGUGCCAGAGCUUGAGUUAUUGUUUUUAGAAAAUGCACAGCUUGCCUACACUCAAAGAUACCCCCUCUGAAAAAAGAAAAAAAAACCCGGGACAGUUUUGCAUAGGUGAGAAGGGGAAAAUAACCUAAGGGCAUGCUGGGACGUGUAGUUCCUUCGACCAGCAAUGCAUGCUGGGAGCCUUGCCGCUCGUCGACGCAGAUGCAUGAUGGGAACAGUAGUUUUCUAGGCUGCAAAGGUAGUGCAUUGGGGUUUGCGUGUGUGUUUGCAUCGGGAACAACGGGGUUUUGCCAUUGGUCGUGGCUGCAUCGUGUGCUUCGGACCUUCCUUUGGGUUGGCUGGAGAGAGAUCUCCGCUGCGAUCUGGCUGAAAGACCCAGCUUGUGGGUUCCUUAGGACGUAUCCAGGGUUUCUGAAUGAAGACUAUUGCAGGUAAAAGGGACGGAAACAGAGAGCAGGCAUGGUUUAAAUUGGAGUCCUGAAGUCUCUGACGUUGAUGCAAAUAUUUGCUGUUUCCUAGAAGAUGCUGGGAGACCGGGAGCUGUCGGAUCUCAAGGGAGAUCUUUACAAGGACCUCGCAUUUCCAGCUAACGACGACUCUCUCUUUUUUAACUACUCGACUCCGUUGGCUCAUUUCAGGGGGGAGAUUUGUUGGCUGAGACCUCAGGAGAUUUGUUCUACACCUCGAUUAUUUUCCGACAAUCAAUAUGAGUGGCAAGUCAAGCAAGGGAUGCUGGGAGACUGCUGGUUCCUGUGUGCCUGCGCUGCUUUGCAGAAGAGUAAAUACCUGUUGGCCAAGGUGAUACCUCUGGGUCAGCCCAGCUGGAGAGAUGAGAAAUACAGAGGCUGUUUCACUUGCCGGGUCUGGCAAUUUGGGCACUGGGUGGAGGUCACCAUAGAUGACCGCCUGCCUUGCCUGGGGGGCAAACUCUGCUUCUCGCAGUGCCAGACAGAAGAUGUGUUUUGGCUCCCUCUGCUGGAAAAGGCCUACGCCAAGGUGCAUGGAUCUUACGAACAGCUCUGGGCAGGCCAGGUUGCUGACGCUCUUGUGGAUCUGACAGGAGGCCUAGCUGAGAGGUGGUCCCUAAAAGACCCAGGCCGGAGCACAGAAAGGGAGAGGGCAGGCAAAGUUUUGGAGAAGGCGGUGUUUAGGAGACUGAUGAACUUGAAAGAGAAAUGUGUAAUGAGCUGCUCUGUCUUCAGCUCACGCCAAGGUACCAGCGAACUGGGGGAGUUCCACGCCUUCAUCGUCGUUGACAUGCAGGACCUCUCCAAAGUGUCCCGGAAGGAGAUCAUCCUGCUGCGGAUCCGUAACCCCUGGGGGAGACGUUGCUGGAAAGGGCCCUGGAGGGAGGGUGGUCCAGGGUGGAGUCAACUGGACCCCGUGGUUGCUGCAGAGCUGUUGUCCCAGAUCCAAGAAGGAGAAUUUUGGGUCGAAGAGGAGGAGUUCUUUGCGGAAUUUGAUGAGAUCAUAACCGGUUACCCAAUUACUGAAGAAGGACAGCUUCAGAGCCUUUACACCGACAGAGUGCUGAGCCACACUCAGAAGCUGUAUGGGUCCUGGGUGAGGGGCCAGUCUGCAGGUGGUUGCCGCAACAACAGCACCUUCCCCACGAACCCCAAGUUCUGGCUGAGGGUCUUUGAGCAGAGCGAGGUGUGCAUUGCCCUCCUGCAGAAACACCGCAAGCACAGCACCGACUGGGCGGGCAGGAUCCGCAACUGGCCCCGCUUAGUGGAAGCGGAUCCUGCUUUAAACGAUGGCAUCCGAGGCAAAAAUUACCACGCGGUGGGACUCCACAUAUGGAAGGUCGAAAAGAAACAGUUCAGCCUCCCAAAGACGCUCUCUGCUCCUCCAGUUUCCAGCACCGUUUGCCACUCCUACAACCGAGAGGUGCACCUGCAUUGUGACCUGCCUCCUGGCUAUUACCUGGUCAUCCCCAGCACCUUCCUGAACGAUGCUGAGGGCAACUUCCUGCUUCGGGUCUUCUCCAGUGGAAGAAUCUCCCUCAGUGAGAUAAAACUCCCGUCGCCCGACAACGCCAUCCGCGAAGAGCUCCCGGGGGGCGAGUGGGACACAGCCCGGCUGGAGGGCUGCUGGAGGAAAGGCCAGAACGCCGGCGGCAGCCGCAACUUCCCAUCCUUCCACACCAACCCCUGCUUCCCUUUCUCCAUCCCCGCAGGCGUGGGGCAGAGCAGCAUCAAGAUUGCCCUCCGCCAGCACUGCCCAGAUAACAAGUGCCGCCCAAUAGGGUUUCACAUCUUCCAGGUCCCCAGUGACAACAACAAUGUGAAAAUGCCUUCCUCUUCCUUCCUGCACAUGGAGCCAGUGGUCAGCUGUGUGCCCCAUUGCUACUCGCAGGAAGUAAGCCAGCUGUGCCGCCUCCCUUCAGGGAAUUACGCCAUUGUUCCUUCUACGUAUUUGCCAGAUACAGAAGGCAGCUUCACGGUGAUCGUAGCUACCAAAAUAGACAGGAAGAGCAUUCGGAGCAAGGAGACCUUGGGGCAAAGGCUGCAAGAGGUCUCCUUCAAAGCUGUGAUGAAAAUGUAAUUUGAAAUUGGCACACCCAGCAAGGGAGGAAGUGUCCGGGCGCCUUGGGAAAGGCAAUACUGUUUUUUGCUUUAACCUCAAACGAUCCAAAUGGAUGUUGGGCCCAACUGGGUUUCCCCCCCGGGCAGAGUCGCAUCUGGUCCUCUUAGCCACCCUCUCUUUAAAAUCAAAUCGGACGAAAUCUCACCUCCAAUGCCUCUUCUAUUUGUUUGUUUCAAAUUCCCCCAUAUGAACUGUGUCGCGAUCCAUGGACUUUGCUCGGUCUACUUUGUUAAUUGCCCUCCCCCUGCCUCUAAAUAUCGGCGGAAAGGUACCGCUGUGCAUGUGCCGUGUUCAAAUCCGUUCUAAUUCUGUGGUGGUGAGACUUUUGCCCUGUGUGUGUGUGUGUAUGUGUGUGUGUGUGUUCAUAGUGGAAGCUGGUUUCUCGGAGAUGAAACCGUUAACCAAGUAAGCUUCGGAAACGGAGAGCAGGGAAAGGAGGCCAGGAGGAAGCAGACAGGAAAUGCUACCAUCCUUUCAGGAAAGAAGUUUUUAAAAAGAUGGUGAUUGCAGCCAGCGAUGCUUUCCACAUAUACAAGACGCCACUUGCCCCAUCCUGAAGGGAGCUGGGUGCAGCGUCUUAGGUGCUUGACAAUCCUGCCCCCCCCCCACUGUAUUGACUGCCCAAACAAGCUGUAAAUGCAGGAGACGACUUACAUUAUUUUAUCUGAGGCAUUUCUAUCUUGCUCUCCAUUAAAACGCGCAAGACAAAAAAUAAAACCAGAUGCCUCGAGACAAUAACCAUGAACGGGUCCUGUGAGUGAGCAGCCUGCCUAUCUCCACCUGUGAACAAUUAACCGAAGGGUGGAAAAAAAAAACAUUUCUAAACCUAUUUGUCUUCAGCCCACAAAGGCAGGUUGGCUGUUGGGCAGACUUGCUCAAAACUGCUUGUGAAAACCAUCCCCGUAGGAAACCUCUCAUCAUAUCUCUUAGUGGCUUAGUCCUUCACGGUCAAGCCUCCCUCCAAAAAAUGAGUAUUGCGUGGAGGGCGAUAAGAGGACAGGACUCGGGAGGUAUAACAGCUCUGUCUAAACUGGAUUCCUCUCCCAGCUCCAUAGAAUAGAGUUGCAAGGGACCCCGAGGGUCAUCUAGACCAACCCCAUGCUUCUGUUACUGCCUUGUUGGAUUCCCAUUCCUUUUUCUCGAUUUCCCACUGAGCUCUUCCACCGCACUCCAACGCUCAUUUUUUCAGGCCCUCCGCCUCCUGAUUCCCUCCCACUUGAUCAGCACCACCUUGGCCAGGAUCUGGUGAGGCAUGAAGGAAAAACUUCCCAGUAAUCCUGGCUGGGAUUUCCUGCCUUAGUUAGCUGCAUAGGUGAGCCUUUUGGUGGGCCUUAUCUUGCAGUAGCUGGGCUGCAGUUGCCCAGAAUGUCUUAUUUAUUUAUUUAUUUAAGUUAUUUAAACAGUUGUGUUUAUCUGGUUGGGGAGAUUCUAAGGAGCUUCUUUCAGAAGAAUGCGAGCUGGAGAAGCGAGAAUAAUCCCCUUUGAAAUAAGGAGGCAUUGGUUUGAAACUGUUUGGGAGGAGGAAAUCGCUUGUGAGGGAUUUAAGAAGAGCUAUAAUUUAAGAAUUAUUAGUUGGGGCGGGUUAUGCCUCUAUAGUUCAAGCUGAUCUUUUUCCAGAUUUCCUUGGAAAGCAUUUCUUAAGUGAGAUUUUAAAAUAUUGUAUUUUUUUU